This is a messenger RNA of Rotaria sp. Silwood2, 867 nucleotides long. The record is from the annotation of a GenBank genome assembly. Lineage: Eukaryota; Metazoa; Rotifera; Eurotatoria; Philodinida; Philodinidae.
AUGAUCGACGAUGUUUGUCAUUGCACAUCUUAUGAAAUUGAAUCGGAUACCAUUCUCGAUUAUGAUGACGAAGAAGAAUUUGGUGAUUUUGAAGAUGAAGAUACCGAUUCUGCUGAUGAAAGUGUUGAUCCUGGUUUUGAUGAGUCAGCAGAGGACAAGAAUAUGACGACCAGAGCGAAUUUCAGUCUCGAGUAUAUGAAAAAAGUUAUCGACUAUUAUGACGCCCGUGACUCAAAAGGAAGAAAAAAACACACUUGGAAGUCUACUCAAUAUCGGUUCAAAUCUGUUCUUCACCGACAGUAUAUUACUCGUUUUCGUCACUAUAUUGAACAACAUGGUACCAAACGAGAAAAGUUACAAAUCAUCGAUGAUUUUGUGUAUGACGUGUUUGAAGAAGCUCGAGAAAAUGUUUUACCUGUUCAUGAUAGAGAUUUAAAACGAUGGGCGCUACAAAAAGCUGCUGAUGACCCGAGUCUUGUAUUUAAGGCAUCCGAGCACUGGUUGCGAGUCUUCAAAUAUCGUUAUCUUAUUUGUUCCAGAAAAAUUACAAAAUUAGUAACUCGCCAUCAUGCAGAAGAUACUGAUGCUAUUAUUGAAUCUGCAGAUUCAUUCGUACGUGAUGUUAAACGGCAGAUGCAGAACUAUGCACAUGAAGAAAUUUUAAAUACCGAUCAGUUUGCAUUGGAGUUAGAGCUUCACUCCAAUAGAACGCUUUCGUAUGAGGGCGAAAAGGUUACUAUGGUACGUGGAAAAUCAAAAAAUGCUACGACGCAUUCUUACACAGUUCAACCGAUGAUAUCUGCUGCUGGAAAAUUGGUAGGUCCCCUUCUUCUUUUGUUUGAAGGAGCCAAAGAGCAAGAUGAGUGA